CUUUAAAUGCCUGACUGAAGCUAAAUAAAAGGGUUGUGCGGGGGCUGUUCGUGUCGGCAGGUGUUGAACUACUGUCCGAAGGACAUGAAGGCGGACAUCUGCGUGCACCUGAAUAGGAAGGUGUUCAACGAGCACCCGGCGUUCCGGCUGGCGAGCGACGGCUGCCUGCGGGCGCUGGCCAUGCACUUCCACAUGUCGCACUCGGCGCCCGGGGACCUGCUCUACCACACCGGGGAGUCUAUAGACUCGCUGUGCUUCAUUGUGACGGGCAGCCUCGAGGUCAUACAGGAUGAUGAGGUCGUGGCUAUCCUAGGCAAGGGCGACGUGUUCGGCGACUCGUUCUGGAAGGACAGCGCAGUGGGCCAGUCGGCGGCCAACGUCCGCGCGCUGACCUACUGCGACCUGCACACCAUCAAGCGCGACCGGCUGCUGGAGGUGCUGGACUUCUACCAGGCCUUCGCGAACAGCUUCGCGAGGAACCUGACACUGACGUACAAUCUGCGGCAUCGACUUAUUUUCCGCAAGGUGGCGGACGUGCGUCGCGAGCGCGAGCUGAUGGAGCGACGCAAACGCGAGCCCCAACUCGAGCAAGCACAGGACCACCUCGUGCGCAAGAUAUUUUCGCGCUUCCGUCGCGAGCGCAGCGUCGCCGCCGCGCCCGCUCCACGGCCGUCACUCGCGCCGGCGCCGUCUAGUGACGCCGAGCGCGGCGAGCCGGCCGCCGCGCCGACGACGACGCCGGCGCCCGCCGCCGCCGCCGCGCGCGGCAAGUGGGGCCGCCUGCUCGCCGGCGGCUCUUUAGACGCGGGCGACGCACCGCGCGCCGCGUUUACGCGUAGCCUUAGCGCGCGCGACCGGCCUUCGCUCGCCGCGGCUGCUGCUGCUGCUGCCGCAGCUCCUGCCCCGGCGACGACAACUGUCGCCACCACGACUGCUCCCGUUACUACCCUAUCCUUUAAAGCGACGUUUGCAAAGGCGCGAUCGGCGAGCGCGCUCAGUGCCUUAGGCGGCAGCGGUGGCAGCGGGCGGCAGGACACGAUCGAGGAGGAGUUGGAGGAGCGCAAGCCCGCGCCCGCCCCGGCGCCUGCGCCCGCUUCAGCGCCCGCGCCCGCUCCCGCUCCCGCGCCCGCUCCGGCGGCGGUCGCGGCGGCGGCGGCGUCGGCGCACGAGGCCGCGCUGGCGGAGUUGCGACGCGAUGUGCGGACGGAGGUGCAACGGUUACAGCAGAAGCUCGGUCGCGUUGAAGAAUUGCUGACAGCGCUAGCGACGCGGCUGGGCGCCGACGCUGGCGACGGCGAGGAACCGCGCGCGCCCGCCGACACCGCCGCGAGAAAACGGAGAUCUAAGGCGCGGAGCAAGGGCGCAGCGCCAGCAGUCCCGACGCCGACGACCCCGGGUUCAGCGCCGGGCAGCCCGCCGGGGUCGGCGUCGGCGUCGGCGUCGGCGGCGGCGGCGGCGUCGGCGUCGGCGGCAGCGUCGGCGGCGGCGCGCCGGCGCGACUUCGUGUAGCGCGCGGCGGCGCCCGGCGCCGAUGCGCGCCGGGCGCCCCGAGACCCUGAAACUCCUCUGUAAAAUAUCUCGUGAUAUGACUGUUAGUGCGUCGCGCAUCGAUACGAUAUCAGAAGUAUCGGAACAGAACAUGUAUUUAAUUAUUCGCUUUUCACAUUGCCCGAUAUCGAUACGGCAACCAUGGCGGAAGUCUGGCAGGUAAAGGAUAUUUUGUUUGGGGCGCGUAAUCACAGCCGCAUGAUCUUGAGUAGGUAUAGUUGGUUAUUCCCAACUAUUACCGUCCAGGUUUUUCGCACGAUGGUGGUAACUAUUUACUUACUGGGAAAUUUUAUCUUACUCAUUCCCAGUGGUAUUUAUAGAGGAAACAAAAAUACCAGUUUUUACACUUUUUACCACUGGCAACAACUUGGUGUUAACAGCUGGGAAUAACCCGUAGAUAUAGUUGGUAGUUGGUUAUAGUGAGUUACACUUGUUUUAAAGUUGAUCCGAUGAUAUCGGAAGUUUGUAGAUUUUAUUAUGAUGCCAGCUACAGAUUGGAUAUUGAAGUCCAAUAUUGAUAUAUGGUAUCGGAUAAUGUGAAAAGGCUUUUAAGUUAGGAAUUGUCCGCCCGCCGCGCGCAGUCGGGGCGGGCUUGGGCCUAGGGUUGCCAGAUCGAAAGGCGCUAUUAUCGGGAAACAAUAUCAAUUUUUUGGGAUUUUGGGACUUAAGUCGGGCAAAAAAUACAUUCAAAUUAAAGUAAUUGUAUAAAAAACUACGAUAUUUUACAUUAUUAGCACUACGUCAGCUCGCUCACUCGACUACAGUUCGGAACUUGAAAUUAUUGUUUUAACGAGAAGCUGUUUUUUGGGACUGUUUACACUUUGUCGGGAAUCAGGAACACAUGCUACAAAUCGGGAGAAUCCCGCCGAAUCCCGACCAUCUGGCAACCCUACUUGGGCCUGUACCACGAAAUUCGACUGUCGAAGUUACGAUAUCUACAUUUUAUAUCAUAUCACUCAAGUAAUAAGCAAAGUAAUAAUAAUGCAAUAUGUCCUAGACUGAAAACCUCACGCACUUUACGAAAAUUUAUAAAAUGUAAACGUAGGAAUUCGCAAUGUCAGAUGACAGCCGCUUUCGGUGAAAUCAGUGCUUGUGCAAUUUUUGAGAUUAACAGACACUAGGCGGAGCAGUAAAACCAAAGACAUACUUAUGUAGAUUUUGACAAAUACCUAUACGGAUGUCCUUAUAGGUAUUUGCCAAAAUACCUACGGCAAAGUAAAUUGAAUAGGCUUUAGGCAUGUAAGGAAUUGAGCAAUAAUAACUAAAUGUAAAUAUCAUAAUUUUAGUGUUUUAUAAAUACUUAUUCAGUAAAUAUAUUUGAUGUAUGUCGACUUUAAGUCGGCUAAAGCUUUAUGAGCUCGAGAGAAAUGGAGAUAUCGUAUGUUCGGCCUUCGAUAUCGCGGUCUCGCUCCUGCAUUAGUGCGGCGCCACCGCGCCUGCCGCUUGCCGCCUUAGUCGCCGGCUGAUAUUAUAGACUAGGAUAUUGUUGACAUUCUAAGAGUUUGUAUAAAGUUAUUAUAAGUGACGACUAUUAGACACACGUUUUAAAGCUCCCCACGUUUGUUUCCACCUUCUCUUUUAUCUAUAGUACACGACCGACCAAGACUUUUGUAUUACAACGGCAUCAUCUAAUCUGUACGAGGCUACAUUUUAUACACGCUUGGAGAAUAUUUUAUUGUUACACUUAUGAAUGAAAGAAUUAAGUAGAGAUAUUUAUAUGUUAGCCGCGCCGGCCAGCCGUUCUUGCUGUUCGACGAUAUUUCACCUUUUCAACAGUUAACUGUACCUAAAAUGUUAGGUGAAUACAUUUCACAAAGCUGUAAACUAAAAUUUUAUAAGUAAUUUAAAUCGACAGUAUCUAAUGACGACAAUAUUUUAAAAAGUAUCCCUACAAUGGUUAAUCCCCAGUGAAAGUAUUCAGUGUUGCCACUUUUGAAAGCUAACUGUCAAUUCGAUUGUCUAUUGGUACCUCCGAAUUCCCUACAGAAAAAAGAUCACCGUCGACGGUAAUCCCUUUUUGGUGUAGAAUCUUGAAGCGCCAUCUAUAUACAAUUUGCUUUUGCCGGCAUUCCGCAAUAUAAUGCAAUCAUGAAUGGCAUUAUAACAAGCCAAAUAAAUACUGUUUCGACAGCAAGAGUUGGCACGAAGCCCGGCGCGGUGUGUUAGUGGUCUUGUUAAUGUUUGUAAAGUUUAUCGCUACGCGCGUCCCGCCACCGGCUCCGGACUGGUCCGGUGACACAACUACACUAGGUUGAUUGCUGCAUUCAACAAAGUGUUAAAGCAUGGCUACACUCUGUGUAAACGUGCCCUUACAUAGGGUUUCCAGAUGAUAGGCAUGUAUAUUUCCCCAAAAAUCGUAUCACUAUUAAAAAAUUGUUGGGAGGAUUUUAUACUAACCUAGUACAAGGUCUAAAAUUUUCCCACCUUGAAUUUUGAGACAGAUAUCUAGUUUAUUUUAUCCUGACGCGAAAUCACAGUUUAAUUUCGUCCAGAUAUUUGUCCUCUAAUUUGGCAACCCUUCAAACUAACGUCGGGUUUAACAAUUCCAGCGUUUGAUUUGUCAUCACUUGCAAUUUUAAGUCGAUUUUAUCGUUUUUUCUGCAAGAUGUUGAAGAGGAGACGGUUUAAAAACCGGAAUAUACUCGAUCCGGGAACGGACCGGCGUCCGGAGCCGACGCAGGCCGUGCGACGCUCGGAGCGUGCGCUCCCCUAUCAGAGACGACUAAAAUAAUGCAGACUACCAAUCCUCUAAUGGAAAUCGAGUUUAUUCAUUAAAGUAGAAAUAGCGAUUGCAUUUAAUACGUAUUUGUAACUGAUUCGACGGAAGAUAUUAAUCCAUCAAAUGUCUUAAAAUUUCAAGGUCAGCUAUAAAUCUGAAAUAGCCAUUCUAACUCUACUAAUUUGUCAAUUAUCAGAACAUUGGGAGUCUGUCUGGACUUGUUAUCUCCCAUUUAUUAGCAACACUUCACAGUCCUAACCACCUUAGAAACAUCAACUUUGUCACUGACGAUGGUGGUUUUUAAUACGUUCAAUUAUCUACCUUAUCAUUAAAAUUAUAAAACCUAUAUUACCAAGCAUCGGACCAUAGGUGGUGUUAAAAUAUACUUUAUUCCAUUUGUGUUAAAGUACAAAAUCAAAUGCAUAAAACCACCGGUUAAUCAAACCAGAUACGACUUACCCGUUCUUCGAUUGAACAUAAUAAUCGCUUGAAUAAAGAUUACCAGUCUAUAUUAUUUAGUCGUCUGUCUCUAUCAUGCAUGACGUCACAUUCGGCAGACGAACCACUACGUUUCUCGCCUCGCUAAGCCACUGCUACUUAUGAUCUUUUUUAUUAAAAUAUAUCAAAAUGAUGAGAAACUAACAAA
Cydia fagiglandana is the source of this 4913-nucleotide messenger RNA. Its product is annotated as potassium voltage-gated channel protein eag-like. The record is from RefSeq and is a predicted model, not a curated record. Gene Ontology annotation, molecular function: voltage-gated potassium channel activity. The coding region runs from base 85 to 1509 and encodes 474 amino acids. Gene Ontology annotation, biological process: regulation of membrane potential; potassium ion transmembrane transport. The transcript has 6 exons. Gene Ontology annotation, cellular component: plasma membrane. NCBI's taxonomy places the organism in Eukaryota, Metazoa, Arthropoda, Insecta, Lepidoptera, Tortricidae.